Messenger RNA from Filobasidium floriforme, 1102 nucleotides. Its product is annotated as Zinc/iron permease. The record is from RefSeq and is a predicted model, not a curated record. NCBI's taxonomy places the organism in Eukaryota, Fungi, Basidiomycota, Tremellomycetes, Filobasidiales, Filobasidiaceae. Gene Ontology annotation, biological process: zinc ion transmembrane transport. Gene Ontology annotation, molecular function: zinc ion transmembrane transporter activity. The coding region runs from base 53 to 1102 and encodes 349 amino acids. The transcript is spliced from 8 exons. Gene Ontology annotation, cellular component: plasma membrane.
CCUCGAUUGAAAUUCUGAAACCCUAGCGCGCCCGGCACAACAAACAUCAAACAUGGAUCAAGAAGAAUGCUCCGAAAACAGCGGAAACGGCCGACUGGGACUCAGGAUCGGUGGCAUAUUUGUCGUCCUGGUUACAUCGUUUGUGGGAACCCUUGCGCCCAUUUUGCUCAAGCGGCGGGCUUGGUGUCCCGUGGCGUUCUUCGAAUUCGCAAAAUACUUCGGCAGCGGUGUGAUCAUCGCCACGGCUUUUAUCCACCUCUUGGCACCUGCUUUCGAUGCUCUGGGUUCACCAUGUCUGAGCGGUGGUUGGGUCAAGUACGACUGGGCAGCUGCUAUAGCUAUGGCGGCCGUGUACUUAAUCUUCUUUAUCGAGUUUGCUGCUUACCGGAUCGGUACCGCUAGAUUAGCCAAGUACAACCUAAACUACUGUGAGUCUAGCCACCGUGCGAAACGCGCCCAUGGUGUACCAUCCUCUACCCCUGCCCAGCUCGAGGGUGAAGACGGGUCCCCUGGCGCAGGUCGAGUAGGCUCGACUGCUGCACGAAAAUCCGAGCUGAGCGAUUCCGAUAGCGAAAGCGACAUCACGCCCGAGUAUGACACCACCACCACAGAUGGAGUGGCUCAGUUGAUCGCAGUGGCAAUCCUCGAAUUUGGGGUCAUCUUGCAUUCAGUCUUCAUCGGUCUGACACUGGCGGUCAAUGACGAGUUUGUCACCCUCUUCAUCGUGAUCAUCUUUCACCAAAUGUUCGAGGGCCUGGGUGUCGGCUCGCGAUUAUCCGCUUUGAGACUUCCAAGAAAUCUACGAUGGGCCCCAUUCAUCGCCUCCUUCCUGUACUCCGUGACUACACCGAUCGGGAUGGCUAUCGGGCUCGGGAUCAGCAAUAGUUAUAACACGAAGAGUCCAACCACCACGGCUUGGGAAGGGACGCUUGACGCAAUCAGCGCCGGUAUCCUCCUUUACACUGGAUUGGUCGAGCUGCUGGCGCACGAAAUCCUUUUCAACCCAAAGAUACAGGCUGCCAGUGGAGCGCGCAUCACUUAUAUCUUUAUCUGUAUAUUGACUGGAAGCGGGAUCAUGGCGCUCAUCGGGUACUGGGUAUGA